AUGUUUCUCUCUGGUGGGCAAUGUGGUCAUGUUGGUAGACCUGAAGAACUUCUAUUGAUGUUCAAGAUAUUCCUUGUUAUUUGUCUUCAUGUAGUUCUAGUUAUAUCGCUGGAAGAGAAUGCUGAUAAUUCCAGUUUGUUAUCACCACCUGUUGAAUCAUCUCUUGUUGGUUUGGUCCCCUACUCCAAUGGUACUCCAGUGGUUGAAACUACAAGCCUAAAAGAUGCUACUUUGAGUGUAUUAUCUACUUUAGACAAGACAGAAAAAACUAAAAUCACUAUAGUAAAAACCUUCAAUGCAUCAGGAGUCAAACCUCAGAGAAAUAUCUGCAAUUUGUCAUCUAUUUGCAAUGACUCAGCAUUUUUUAGAGGUGAGAUAAUGUUUCAAUAUGAUGAAGAAAGCAAUGUUACCCAGAAUCAAAAUAUGGCCAAUGUUACCUUAACUGGAGUCCUGUAUCAAAGUGAAUUAAAACAAUCAGAGCUCAACAAAACCCUGCAAACCCUAAGUGAGACUUAUUUUGUGGCAUGUGAUAAGGAUCAAAGCACAUUAAACUGUACACUCACAAUAAAAUUGAAUAAGACUAUGAACAUAUGUGCUGUAAUGGUGGCUUUUAAAAGAGUAAAGAUUCGCCCAAUGGAACAGUGCUGCUGUUCUGUCAGAACACCCUGCCCUUCCUCCCCAGAAGAGUUAAAAAAACUGCAGUGUGACCUGCAGGAUCCAGUUACGUGUCUUCCUGGUCAUCCACGUGGCCCACCAUUUUCUUCUGGCAAUUCCAUCCCAGUUGCUCCUCAGGCCACAGUUAUUUCCCGAGUCUCCAGCGCCUUCUCUUUUGCUGAGCCUCUUAAUCAUCCACCUGUAACCCAGAGCCCGACAGGGGUGACUCACCUUCCUUCUCUCCAGCCUUCAGCUCCCAUAACUUCUAGCCGUACCAUUGAUAUAUUCACUCAGUCUGGAAUUCUCUCUUCCUCUAUGCCCCAAACUCAUCUUUCCCGCACCCUGCCACCUGUGAAAUCUCCACUUCCCUCUCCCACCACGUCUGCCCCUUUGGCUGUCAUCACAACCAGCACACCUCCUGACAAGACAGAAAUUGUUCACACCAGCAGCAUCAGUGUUUCUGAUCUUGAGAACCAAGUGUCUCAGAUGGAGAAAGUUCUGUCCUUAGGCAGCUUGGAGCCUAACCUCGCAAGAGAAAUGAUAAGCCAAGUCAGCAAACUCCUUCAUUCCCCUCCGGCCUUGCUGGCCCCGCUGGCCCAAAGAUUGCUAAAAGUAGUGGAAGACAUUGGCUUACAAGUGAAUUUUUCAACCAAGAUCAUAAGUCUAACCUCCCCUUCUUUGGCUCUGGCCGUGAGCAGAGUGAAUGCCAGUAAUUUCGACACAACUACCUUUGCUGCUCAAGACCCUGAAAAUCUCCAGGUUUCUCUGGAAACUGAGGCUCCUGAAAAUAGUAUUGGUGUUAUUACUCUGCCUUCAUCGCUGAUGAGUAAUUUACCCGCUAAUGAUGUAGAGCUAGCUUCCAGGGUUCAGUUCAACUUUUUUGAAACACCUACCCUGUUUCAGGACCCUGCCUUGGAGAACCUCUCUCUAAUCAGCUACGUCAUAUCGUCGAGUGUUGCGAACCUGACUGUCAAGAACUUGACAAGAAACGUGACAGUUACAUUAAAGCAUAUCGACCAGAGCCAGGAUGACUUAACAGUGAGAUGUGUAUUUUGGGACUUGAGCAGAAACGGUGGCAGAGGAGGCUGGUCAUCCGAUGGCUGCUCCGUCAAAGACAGGAGGCAGAAUGAAACCAUCUGUACCUGCAGCCACCUUACAAGCUUUGGUGUCCUACUGGACCUAUCUCGAACAUCCUUGCCACCGGCUCAGAUGAUGGCGCUGACGUUUAUCACAUAUAUUGGCUGUGGGCUUUCGUCAAUUUUUCUGUCAGUUACUCUCAUAACCUACAUAGCCUUUGAUUGGAUUGCUCUAUAUGACACGCGAGGCCUCUGCAUCUCGGCAGCUGUAUUUUUGCAUUAUUUUCUCUUGGUCUCAUUUACAUGGAUGGGGCUUGAAGCAUUCCAUAUGUAUCUGGCCCUUGUCAAAGUGUUUAACACUUACAUCCGAAAAUACAUCCUUAAAUUCUGCAUCAUUGGUUGGGGGGUACCAGCCGUGGUUGUAACCAUUGUCUUGACUAUAUCCCCAGAUAACUAUGGGCUUGGAUCCUAUGGGAAAUUCCCUAGUGGCUCAUCUGAUGACUUUUGCUGGAUCAAUAGCAAUGCUGUAUUCUAUAUUACGGUUGUGGGAUAUUUCUGUGUGAUAUUUUUGCUGAAUGUCAGCAUGUUCAUUGUGGUCCUGGUUCAGCUCUGUCGAAUCAAAAAGAAGAAGCAACUGGGAGCCCAGCGAAAAACCAGUAUUCAAGACCUCAGGAGUGUUGCCGGCCUUACAUUUUUACUGGGAAUUACUUGGGGCUUUGCCUUCUUUGCCUGGGGACCAGUUAACAUCGUCUUCAUGUAUCUCUUUGCCAUCUUUAACACCUUACAAGGAUUUUUCAUAUUCAUCUUUUACUGCGUAGCAAAAGAGAAUGUCAGAAAGCAAUGGAGGCGGUAUCUUUGUUGUGGAAAAUUACGGCUGGCUGAAAAUUCUGACUGGAGUAAAACUGCUACUAAUGGUUUAAAGAAACAGACCAUUAAUCAAGGAGUGUCCAGUUCUUCAAAUUCCCUACAGUCAAACAGUAACUCUACCCACUCGACCACGCUGCUAGUGAAUAAUGAUUGCUCAGGACUCGUGAGUGGGAAUGGGAAUGCUUCUACAGAAAAGAAUGGUGUUUCUUUCAGUGUUCAGAAUGGAGAUGUGUGCCUUCAUGAUUUCACUGGAAAACAGCACGUGUUUCAUGAGAAAGAAGAUUCCUGCAAUGGUAAAAGUCGUAUCGCUCUCAGAAGGACUUCAAAAAGGGGAAGCUUACACUUUAUUGAGCAAAUGUGAUUCCUUUUUCUAAAAUCAAAGCAUGAUGCUUGACAGUAUGACGAUGUCCAAUUUUAUCUUUUCCACAAUGUGAGAUGUAUGAAAAUCAACUAAUUUUAUACUCAGCAACCUCUGGAGGAACAUAAGCUAAUUGAGGGCAGUGGUUACUAUUGGAAGAGGAAACCAAGAUGUUUUACCAUGGUUUUAAACAACAUACUAAAUAAGAUUCAUUUAAAGAAAAUAAAAGUAGUUCAUUUCCAGCCACAUUUUAGAGGUUAAGUUAUAUUAUCUUUGAUAAUAUCAUAUAAAGCAACUGUUGACUUUCCAGCCUGUUGGUGAGUUUAGUUGCGCAUGCCUUUGUUGUAAAUAAGCUAAAUUCUAGUGACCUACAUGUCAAAAAUCUUACUUCUACAUUUUUUUUGUAUUUAUUUUCUACUGUGUAAAUUUAUUUCUUUGUAGAAUCAUGGUUGUGUUAUUGUGUCUAAUGUGAUAAUUCAGAAAACCCACAGGGUCGGGCCUGGUUAGUACUUAGAUGGGAGACCUCCUAGGAAGACCAUGUACUGUAGGUGUGUAAAAAAAAAACAGAAAAGAAAAGAAAAAGAAAACCUUUGCUAGUUCAGUGAGUUCUAAAGCUCCUUUUGGAGAUUAUAUGGGAUGUGAAAUAUAGAAACUUCACUCAAAUCAAGAAAUAAUGAUGCCAGCCAGACUGGAAAAAUGCAAGCAGACAGUGCCACAAUUAGCUCACACAGUGCCUUUGAGCAAGUUAGAAAAAGAUGCCCCCACCAGACAGACACAGCCCCAUGGGCGCAUGGUUUGGCAAAGAGAGUGAGGGCCAUAUUUUAGCCCCACUCAAUCUCUUGUACAGGGUGUGAACUGUAUACAGCUGGAUACAUGGCAUCCAAUACCAACACCCAUCUCCUGACCUCAUCCCUAAUCAUCAAAUUAUGGAACCUGCACCAAGAUGUUUAGCUUAAUAUCUUGGCCACAGAAAGGGAUGGAACUAUAAUCUAGACUAUAUGUCAGGAAAAUUGUGAAUGUGGAGGAGAUACAUACACUGCCAUUUCUCAAA
Pteropus alecto (black flying fox) is the source of this 4006-nucleotide messenger RNA. It is a transcript of the gene ADGRG2, whose product is annotated as adhesion G protein-coupled receptor G2. The transcript is spliced from 27 exons. NCBI's taxonomy places the organism in Eukaryota, Metazoa, Chordata, Mammalia, Chiroptera, Pteropodidae. The record is from RefSeq and is a predicted model, not a curated record. Gene Ontology annotation, cellular component: membrane. The coding region runs from base 1 to 2958 and encodes 985 amino acids. Gene Ontology annotation, molecular function: G protein-coupled receptor activity. Gene Ontology annotation, biological process: cell surface receptor signaling pathway; adenylate cyclase-activating G protein-coupled receptor signaling pathway.